Messenger RNA from Meloidogyne enterolobii, 859 nucleotides. The record is from the annotation of a GenBank genome assembly. NCBI's taxonomy places the organism in Eukaryota, Metazoa, Nematoda, Chromadorea, Rhabditida, Meloidogynidae.
UAUGGCUGGUUUACCAUUAAGUGGCGAACUUGAUUUUGAAACGCUUGAACAAAUAAAAAUGCCUAGAUGUGGAAAUGACGAUAUUGGGAGAAUUAAUGAAAGAAGGAAAAGAUUUGUAUAUAUUUCUCGAUGGGAGGGAAAGUUGAAGGACGGAGAGCUACGACUAAAAUGGUUUUUGCAUAACUAUACACCUGAUAUUCCACGUGAUGAAAUUAGAAGAACAGUAAAUAAAGCAUUUAAUUUGUGGUCAUCACAGAUAACUCUAAAGUCUGUCGAGAGUUUAUCGCUUCAUUUUGAAGAAGCUGAAAGUGAAGAAAAUGCAGAUAUUACAAUUCUUUGGGCAGAGGGAGACCAUGGAGAUGCACAUAUGUUUGACGGUCCAGGGGAAGAUGGCAGCAAUAUUCUAGCUCAUACGUUUUAUCCUAAUUAUCAAUCGAAAGGUACUUUAAAUGGAGAUAUUCAUCUUGAUGAUUAUGAAAAAUGGCAUGUUGGAGUAGGCAAAGAGGGGGCUAGUUUCCCUCAUGUUUUGGUACACGAAAUUGGCCAUACUUUAGGAUUGGGGCAUUCCAAAAAGCGUGAAGCAAUAAUGUUUCCAAUUUAUCGAAAAGAACAACUUGAGAGAAUGCAAUUAGAUAUGGACGAUAAAUGUGCUGUUAAUUGGAGUUAUAUUGGUCCUAGUGAUUUAUGUCUUUAUAUGUGGUUAUUAGCUGAAGUUUUGCCUAAAAAAGUGGCGCCUAUAAAAAAUGAUGAAAAUGAUUAUGAAGAAGAAAAUGAAUUAAAAAAUGAAAAUAAUGUUAAUUGGUGGGCUGAGGAACAAAGAGGGAUUAUUACUAAAAUGCCAACUAAAUCAAAUUGUUAG